Molecule: messenger RNA, 2442 nt
Organism: Durusdinium trenchii
Lineage: Eukaryota; Dinophyceae; Suessiales; Symbiodiniaceae
Source: the annotation of a GenBank genome assembly
AUGCCAGAGACUACGUCUGCGGCAGAUGAACAUGCUGCGGGCGAGGCUGAUGGUGUAGCAAGUGCAGAGUUUCAAGGUCUGCGUGGGCACCUACUGGUGGAAGCGAUUUUCCAGAAGUACGGGGCAGGAAUCAUGACGAUACCAUGGUUGAACGAGGCUCAAGGUGGAGUACACAGCGGUGGAGAUGGCAGGGCUGUUCCAGUUGAGAUUCGGAACAUCAAACGUGACCCAGUGAAUCGUCCUGUGAUGGAGUCGGUGGCAGAGGCAUACUGUGAUAGAAUUCUGCACAGCGGUCUCAAUGUGGAUUGCGCAGGCCGAGCUUGGAUGGUGUACAGCGGCAAUGGAUCUCUUCCAGCACACGCCAUUACCUUCAACCACCGUUCUGAGGCCAUGUACAGGGCUAUUGCCCGGGAACCUGGCAACGACUACGUGAAGAAGGGCCUCUCAACAGGGCUUGAGGGUGUGCGCAUGCUUCAAUCGGAUAUCAUAAACCUGGUCCACCAGCUGUCAGUGAUUAUUGUCAACGGAAUGACGAAGUACUACCCCAAGGAAUUCAUUUCUGCUGCGUUGGUUGAGGGUGUGAAGUUCUGCGUGUUCGUCAAGCCCGGGAGUGAAGCUGUCGCAACGAUGAACUUCAUUGUCACUCCAAUGGCUACGAGCGCUGUGUUCAAAAAGUUAGAUCAGGAGGCUGAGGCUGCGCCGGGCAAGGAUGAUGAUAAGGUGAAGGGCAAGGGGAAGAAGCGAUCAGGGCGAAGCAAACCAGCUGCUGAUGAUCAACAAACCACUCCCACCCAGUGGUCUAACCUUGCCCAUCCUAUUCCUGAUCCUUUCAGCAGCAUGGGUCACGAGCCCCCACUGGAUGCCAGCCGCCCGAAGACAGCCCUUGAUGAUUUCAUGAACAUUUUUUGCGAUGAAGUCAAGAGGGCUCGUGCAAAGGUGGCUGGGCAAAAGGCAGAGGCUGCCUUCCAGGAAUCGGUACUCUCAAUCUUCCGCCAUGCUUUUAGCUGCUUCUGCGAGUUCUCAUGGACAGGGUCAGUGGCUUUGAAUGGGAAAUUCUCCCGUGUUUACAGUGCGUUCAGGCCAGAGCUGGAGACGUUCUUGAGAACAGCCCUUGAAUUGGCUUCAGCAUCCAAUGUUCCUUCCAAAUCAGGGGAUGGCAAGGGAUUGACCCUGCUCGCCGACUUUGCUUUGGAUCUUGAUCCUGGGCUUCAGAUCGGGCAUAUCCCAGAUGACGAAGAAGCAGCGCUCCAACGCAUCAAAGCAAAGCACAAGUUGGCAGUCGAUCCAACCAUCACGCCGGACAUGGGUCUUGUAGCAGUGCUGCAGAAGAUCUACGAGUCCUUGAGGGAGGCUAUUCCGCAACAGUGGAUCACCUUGGCAGCAGACAUCAGCGAUCUUAUGGCUGUCCGCCGCGAUUUUGUCGAAGAUUCGGCCAGGCUUUUCAAUCGGCGGAAAGACUUGCUCGAUCGCUUCAUUUCCUUGAGGGCCAUCUAUGUGCUCACCAUUUUGAGGGACCUGGGCCGGUUGAAAAAGGCUGAGCCUGGGGUUGAUGAUGAUGAGGAUGACCAGGAUGCGGCUGAUGAGGAUGAGGCGGCGGGGAAGCUGUCUAUUGAAGACUUUAAGUCCUUCGAUCUGGAUUACUUGCUCUACGCUGGCACAAAGCCAAUUGAGGAGCACUUCAUGACAAGUGCCAAGCACACUAGUAAGCAUGUGCGCUUGAAUUUUGGCGAUCCGGAAGAAGAGGCGCAGGCUUAUGGUAGUGGCGACAGGCAAAAGCUGUCGAAAGUCACCAAGAAGGUGCAAACCGAGCGGCUCCUUCUUGCAAAUGUCCAGGAGAUCCUCAAAGACGAUACUUUGAGAAUGCAGAUCAUGCUUCCUUUUCUUGGCAACGUUUCAACACUCAAGGGGGCUCAGGGCUUCGAGAUUUGCCGACUGUUCGAUGUUCCUUUCUAUGUGAAUCCUCCACCAGCUCCAAAUGCAACCACAGCUACCAUUGUGCCUGCUUGGUUGGUUGGAACUACAAACAAGAUGGAGAAGGCAUCCAUGGAAGAGACCGACAUCAACGUCUACGCUGUAGCUUGGAUGAGCUUUGGAAUUUUUGAAUCUGAGGACAUUGCUAUUUUUCAAGUUGUCAAGGUCUUGACAGAGAGAUUGGAGAUUCAGUACUCGCCUCAAGACGGAGGUCCUGAGACGUCUUUGAAGACUAUCAAUUUCAACUUCAAAAUCAAAUUUGUGAAGAGCGGCAAAGGUGCACGCAAGGGAGCCGCGGCUAGCUCAGAUACUUCAACUCCGGUCGGAUACGCAGCAGCUUUGAAGUCAAGGACUGAAUUCAUGGAUUCUGCCGGGCUACUCACAUCUUUGCCGACAUUGAGCAAGGAAGAGAAGAAAGCGGAGAAGGAACGCAAAAAGGCUCUUACCAAUGCCAAGCACUUGAUGAAGUAG